AGUUCAUAUGGUGGCGGUAUUGCACCAUAAAAGCUUUAGCAACCAUAAAGCAAGAGGCAUAAGAGGACUGGGUUGACAUUCUACAAAAACAUGGCGGCCUUCGUAGUUGCAAGCCGUCCGAAUGUCCUUCCAAGGAUAUCUGCCGCUUGCUCCUCUGUGGUGCUACCGGCGACACCUGUAACCGUGCAAAACCGGAAGAUUCAUCAUGCUGUCAUUCCCCGGGGGAAAGGAGGUCGCUCAUCUUCAAGUGGCAUUGCUGCUACAGUGUUUGGAGCUACUGGAUUCCUUGGCCGAUAUGUCGUGAAUAGACUUGGACGCAUAGGUUCACAGGUAGUGGUUCCUCAUCGCUGUGACCAGUAUGAUCUGAUGUAUCUGAGGCCUAUGGGUGACCUUGGUCAAAUCAUCUUCAUGGAGUGGGAUUCCCGCAACAAGGAGUCCAUCAAACAGGCGAUCGCUCAUUCAAAUGUGGUGAUUAACCUAGUGGGAGAAGAGUGGGAGACAAGAAAUUUUAGGUUUGAAGAUGUCUUUGUGACAAUCCCUCAGCAGAUUGCUAAAGCCACCCGUGAAGCUGGAAUCCCUAAACUAGUCCAUGUGUCGCAUCUAAAUGCAGAUAUUCGUAGCCCAUCCAAAUACCUCAGGAAUAAGGCAGUUGGAGAGAUAGCCGUGAGGGAUGAGUUCCCCGAUGCCAUCAUUAUGAAGCCAGCUGAGCUGUUUGGAAGAGAAGAUCGGUUCUUCAAUCAUUUUGCUAACAUGCGCUGGUUUGGGAAAGCUGUGCCCCUUAUUUCCAUGGGAAAGAAGACUGAAAAGCAGCCUGUUCAUGUGGUGGAUGUUGCCAAGGCUAUAGUGAAUGCCAUCAAAGACCCUGAUGCCAGUGGGAAAACGUAUGCCCUAACUGGACCCAACAGGUAUCUGCUGCAUGAUCUGGUCGAAUACGCUUAUGCAGUUGCCCAUCGUCCUUUUGUUGCGUACCCCAUUCCUCGUCCAAUCUAUCAUUUCAUUGCCAGCUUCUUUGCGAAAACCCCUUUCGAACCUUGGACAACUCCUGACAAAAUCGACAGGUUCCACACAACAGACAUGAAGUUCCCAGGACUACCUGGCUUGGAAGAUCUUGGCAUCACACCCUCAACUGUAGAACAGAAGGCCAUUGAGAUCCUGCGUCGUCAUCGUCGCCAACGCCAUCUGGAAGCUGAACUGGAUGAAACUAAACCAGCCAAAACUGUUAACAUCUGACCUCUUCAAUAUGGCAAUGUCUAACUUGUCUGUGUUGCUGAUGUGGUAUCUUUAUUUUAAAAAAUCCUUCUGUAUAUAAAUAAUAAAAGCCCAAUCAAAGGAAAACUA
Molecule: messenger RNA, 1338 nt
Organism: Sardina pilchardus (European sardine)
Lineage: Eukaryota; Metazoa; Chordata; Actinopteri; Clupeiformes; Clupeidae
Gene: ndufa9a
Product: NADH:ubiquinone oxidoreductase subunit A9a
Exons: 11
Coding region: 91-1230 (379 amino acids)
Cellular component (GO): mitochondrion
Molecular function (GO): protein-containing complex binding
Source: RefSeq, a predicted model, not a curated record